Messenger RNA from Hyaena hyaena (striped hyena), 4171 nucleotides. RefSeq names its product protein phosphatase 2 regulatory subunit B'gamma (gene PPP2R5C). Gene Ontology annotation, molecular function: protein phosphatase activator activity. NCBI's taxonomy places the organism in Eukaryota, Metazoa, Chordata, Mammalia, Carnivora, Hyaenidae. The transcript is spliced from 15 exons. Gene Ontology annotation, biological process: signal transduction; protein dephosphorylation. Gene Ontology annotation, cellular component: protein phosphatase type 2A complex; nucleus; cytosol. The record is from RefSeq and is a predicted model, not a curated record. Bases 101 to 1720 code for a protein of 539 amino acids.
AGCAGCGGCGGCCGGGGUUCGCGACGGCCGGGGCGGGGACCCUGCUGCUGCUGCUGCUGCUGCUGCUGCGGGGGGCAAGCGGAGGCGGCCCGCACCAGCCAUGCCGAAUAAAAACAAGAAAGAGAAAGAAUCACCAAAAGCAGGGAAAAGUGGAAAAAGUUCAAAAGAAGGACAAGACAUAAUAGAAUCAGAGAUUUCCAGUAGGAAAAACAACCUUCCUGCUACCCCGUCUCCAGCGUCCAGCAAAAUAAAAGUGCCAGCCCCUCAGCCCAUAGUGAGGAAGGACAGGCGGCAAAACUCCUCCAGGUUCAAUGCCAGCAACAACCGAGAACUUCAGAAACUGCCGUCUUUAAAAGAUGUUCCUCCUGCCGAUCAAGAGAAGCUUUUUAUCCAGAAGUUACGUCAGUGUUGUGUCCUCUUUGACUUUGUUUCCGAUCCACUGAGUGACCUGAAGUGGAAGGAAGUGAAACGAGCUGCUUUAAGCGAAAUGGUAGAAUAUAUCACCCAUAACCGGAAUGUGAUCACAGAGCCUAUUUACCCGGAAGUAGUCCACAUGUUUGCAGUUAACAUGUUUCGAACGUUACCACCUUCCUCCAAUCCUACGGGAGCAGAAUUUGACCCCGAGGAAGACGAGCCAACGUUAGAAGCAGCCUGGCCUCAUCUACAGCUUGUUUAUGAAUUUUUCUUAAGAUUUUUAGAGUCUCCAGAUUUCCAACCUAAUAUAGCGAAGAAAUAUAUUGAUCAGAAGUUUGUAUUGCAGCUUUUAGAGCUCUUUGACAGUGAAGAUCCUCGAGAGAGAGAUUUUCUUAAAACUACCCUUCACAGAAUCUAUGGAAAAUUCUUAGGCUUAAGAGCUUACAUCAGAAAACAGAUAAAUAAUAUAUUUUAUAGGUUUAUUUAUGAAACAGAGCAUCACAACGGCAUAGCAGAAUUACUGGAAAUCCUGGGGAGUAUAAUUAAUGGAUUUGCCUUACCGCUGAAAGAAGAGCACAAGAUUUUCUUGUUGAAGGUGUUGCUGCCUUUGCACAAAGUGAAAUCUCUGAGUGUCUACCAUCCGCAGCUGGCCUACUGUGUAGUGCAGUUCUUAGAGAAGGACAGCACGCUCACCGAACCAGUGGUGAUGGCACUUCUCAAAUACUGGCCAAAGACUCACAGUCCAAAAGAAGUCAUGUUCUUAAAUGAGUUAGAAGAAAUUUUAGAUGUGAUUGAACCGUCGGAAUUUGUGAAGAUUAUGGAGCCUCUCUUCCGACAGUUGGCCAAGUGUGUGUCCAGCCCACACUUCCAGGUGGCCGAGCGGGCGCUGUAUUACUGGAACAACGAGUACAUCAUGAGUCUGAUCAGCGACAACGCUGCGAAGAUCCUGCCCAUCAUGUUUCCGUCCUUGUACCGCAACUCCAAGACCCACUGGAACAAGACGAUACACGGUCUGAUCUACAACGCGCUGAAGCUCUUCAUGGAGAUGAACCAGAAACUGUUUGACGACUGUACCCAGCAGUUCAAAGCGGAGAAGCUGAAAGAGAAGCUAAAAAUGAAAGAACGAGAAGAAGCGUGGGUUAAAAUAGAAAAUCUAGCCAAAGCAAACCCCCAGGCCCAGAAGGAUCUGAAGAAGGACCGGCCCCUCGUGCGCCGCAAGUCGGAGCCGCCGCAGGACCCGCACCCCAGGAACACCUUGGAGGCUCACUGCCGAGCUGACCAGCUGCCCCCCCAGGAUGGGCGCUAGCCCCCCGCGGGGCCGCGUCGGGCCGGGGACGCCCGCACGCUCCCGGGGUCUGUAGAAAAUACACCCUUUUUGUGCCGUACGAGUCAGUCACACUCAGAGCCCGAGCUUCCCUUCGACCCCGCUCUGCAGGCAAUAACGACUUCUGCGUUGGCUCGAGAUUCGGAGUUCAAACAAUGGUGGCUUCUCAGAUGUGUCCGUGGAGCCCGGGGGCCACCGCGCGUCGUCCCCGCGCCGGCGCGGUCCCCCCAGGACGACUUCCCCAAAUCAGAGCUAAGGAGAGCACCCCAGACACCUCCACGUCCGGCCCUAAUGGGAUUCGCGAUCGUUGACGAGCGGUUCUGUGAUAAUAUCGAUGUGCUUCAAAUCAAAGGAACCCUUGAACACAAAGUAUUCCAUGUUUGUGGAGACUUUACAGCCUUCUCAGUUGUUUCCACGUGAUUGUUGCACUGCUAGUUAGUUUCUCUCUUCCUCUUCUCUAUCUCUUUCUUCCUCUUCUCUCUCUGUCUCUCCUUUUCAUCUCCUCAUUCUAACAUCCAUGCCAUCAUUCUAACACAAGUCACUGGGAAACGUGACGUGACAAUCCGCAGCCGCUCUGUUUUCCUAAGGUGUUUCUUCACUUUGCUGGAUGACGUGUGUGCCGUGUCCCUCGUGUAUCGCUAAAGCCAUAUUUCCAGGCCCGCGGCCCAGCCCCGGGGACUCCAGGAGUGAGCUCGCGGGAGACACGUAUUGUAAAAAAGAGCUUUCUCCGUCUACCUUGACCGGAAUUGGGAUUUUAAAACGAUGUGUCCAUUUGUUUUUUCUUUGCAGAGUUGUUGGGUUUUCUUUCCUCCUCUACUUGCCCAUGGUUGCCCUCUCAUGAGGCUCUUGAAUGAAUAAAAUUAUCAUCUCUAAGAAUUGAUUUGAUACAUUUUGUAGAACGUUAGAGCGAGAUGGUCUCGAGCUCAGCCAGUUCUUGGCCUGACGCACGGGGUGGCCGCCUCCGGGGCAUCGAGUAACAAACAUGCCAGCAAAGGCCACCGUCCGGGCCAGGCGCCGCCCUGACGUCCGCCCGCUGCCUGGACGCGGGCCCAGGCGCUGCGACGGCCGCGGCGACUCGUGUCCAGCUGCCCGGAGCGCACGCGACAAACACCUCAUUGGGAACAGACGUGUCUAAGUGUCCGUGGGCCUUCAAGUGCUGCUAUAGAUUCCACAGAUUUCCUUGCAUGUUUUGAGCUUUUUGUUUGAAUGGACUUUUGCACGAGGAGAACAAGCUUUACCCGUAGCACUUCGUCCGCUCUGUGUCUCCCUCAGGGUGGCCAGUGUUUUGACCUUCAUCCUGCUUGAAAGCUGUUUGAGAUGUGUAACUGCUACCCCGAGCACGUGACUGCAGUCCCUUGGUCUCUGGCGUAAGAUUACAUGAGUUAACGUUAAAUGUCGUGGAUGCACAGAAGAUAAAACGUGGCUUCUCUUAGUCUCGGGUUUUGACACGAGGUCUUGGGUGUCCCUUGACACGUUCUGGGAAGGGGACUCGGUCCCCCAGGCAGCUGUGACGGCCGCUGCCCCUGGGUCCGCCUCCGUCCCUCCAUCCACAGCGUCUGUCUCUUUGUGUCCCCGAGGAAGGUGGCGGGGGGGGGGGGGGGGGGGGGGGGGGGGCCUCAGUGUUCGGAGCAAGUGCUAACUGAAAAGAAAUUGUCCCAGCUGGAAGCAGGAAGGGCCACUUCGUGAGAGGAAAUGCUUCCUGAGAAACUUGACUAGCACCUAUCCGUUGUACCCUUAUGAAAUGUAUCAUUUAAAAAAACAAAAAGUUUAGAUGCCUUCUCCUUUUGAGGGAAAAAGGGUGCUUUUUAUUGUAUAAAGCAGCGUCUUCUGUAUUUUGAUAUACCAUUGUUUGAACUUCCGUCUUUAGCUGAUAGAUUCUCAAAUAUCCUUGAGUUUGGAUGUUCAGUACGUGUGAGAGAGGGUCUUGGGAAGACUCUCUUCUGCCCUCGGUGAAAAGCAAACUGUCCCUUUCUGGGUGACUGUACAAAGCUCAGCCUGUAAGAACACCUUUUCUGUCGCGGUUUUAUUUCUGCUCUUUAUUGAAGACAAACAUUCACCAAAAAGGGGGGGGGGGGGAGUUUUAAUUUUCUUUGACGAGAGUAUUAUUUCAUAUUUUGGCCUAUUAAGGUUUUCCUAGUUAGUACUCCCAAUUCCCUGUGCUGAUUGUUCAACUCCUAUAUGAUUAUAUAGAUACACCGUUUAUCCUGUACCAGACGGAUUUCAAAACUACAACAUUGAAAACAAACUGGUGACUGUUUUUCUUCAUAAAGUCCUGCCUCCGGCAUCUUCACGCUUCCCAAAGUGUAUCUGUACAUCAGAGACGUCACUAUUCCAAGUGUCUUUUUAGUGUGGCUUUAGUAUGGCUUCCUUUUAAUAUUGUACAUACAUUGUAUCUUUGUUUUAUGGUAAUAAGUAAUAAAAAUGUAGACUUCA